GAAACCUGAAGUUUUCAAAACGGAGCCAGCCUCUUUUCAUGUACGUCCCGCGGCCGCAAAAGCGUCCAAAAUGUACAAAGCAUCAAGCAAGGAAUUUCACCAACCCACUGUCGCACCACCACUAGACACAAUUCCCACUCUCUUGCUGUUGAUUUAUACCCUCCUCCACUUCACAAACCUCACCAACUCACUCACUAUUACAUGGGAGACGACACCAUCAUGCCAUUAACAGAGGCCUGGAACACCACCGGCGGCGGCGGCAUUCACGUCCACCACAGGGCCAUCGCCCACAUGACCUUCUACUGGGGUCACAAAACCGAAAUUCUCUUCAAGGGCUGGCCUGGUUCCAGCUCUGGCAUGUACGCUUUGGCCUUGAUCUUCGUCUUCACUCUGGCGGUGAUCGUUGAGUGGUUCAAUUAUUGCAGCAUCAUCAAGCCCGGAACGAAUAAGGUCGCUGCGGGGUUCUUUCGGGCUGGCAUGUAUGCGGUGCGUUCUGGACUGUCUUACUUGGUGAUGCUUGCGGUCAUGUCUUUUAACGGCGGUGUUUUCCUUGUUGCCGUCGCCGGCCAUGCCGUUGGGUUCGUGCUUUUUGGGAGUCGGAUUUCUAAGAAUUCGGAGAAGAAGCCUGAUCUUCCUGCGAUUAAUUUUAAAUGCUGAAUUUUUGUGGAGGCGAGCUUUGAGUGCUAAAUGAUUGAGUUCUUAUUCUUGAUAAUUAUAAUUAUCUUCAAAUUUCAAUAAUGAAACUCUGUCGAUAUAUACUGCGGAAACUAUGAUACUGCUUUUUGUCUUCCAUGCUGCGAAAAAGAAAACAAAUUAUUAUGAAAUAUUAUUAUUAUUAUUAUUAUAAUAAAAGGGAAAAGAGUUUUUUCUUUGCGA
This is a messenger RNA of Manihot esculenta (cassava), 876 nucleotides long. Its product is annotated as copper transporter 1. The coding region runs from base 202 to 657 and encodes 151 amino acids. Gene Ontology annotation, cellular component: plasma membrane. Lineage: Eukaryota; Viridiplantae; Streptophyta; Magnoliopsida; Malpighiales; Euphorbiaceae. The transcript has a single exon. Gene Ontology annotation, molecular function: copper ion transmembrane transporter activity. Gene Ontology annotation, biological process: copper ion transmembrane transport; intracellular copper ion homeostasis. The record is from RefSeq and is a predicted model, not a curated record.